CAUUGGGACCAGAGCUUGCUGAGACCUGAGCUUGCCAGAACAUAUGCAGGAAUGUCUACUGGAAAAAGUCACAGGGACUCGCGGGCAAAAAAGAGGACUUCUCUAGGUAGUCAGAAUGAGCAAAUCAAAGAAAAGCCAAGAAACGUAAAGGAAGUCUUGAAAUACGGACAAAGCAGUUCAGAGGACAAUUCUGAACAUGCGGAAGAUGCUCUGCAAACAGCACUGAAAUACUUUGAGGAAGGUUCCAUGAAAACCUUAAGGCGUAAAGAUCAAAACAGUGAACAAUACUUCAAAAUUGUGGAAAAUGUGGCUUGGAAGAAUGGUUUGUCUCCAGAAAAAAUUGACACUCUAUUAAAUGUGGCGCUCAGUGGCAAGUUUGGGACUGCUGUAAACACACGGCUAUUGAAGUGCUUGAUUCCUACAACUCUCAUAUCAGGAGAUUCCGUGGUUAAGGCUGUCUCUUGGCUUUGUGUCGGCAAGUGUUCAGGUAGCAUCAAGGUACUUUUCUUUCGUUGGCUCAUUGCAAUGUUUGACUUCAUUGAUCAGAAAGACCAAGUUAACUUGCUCUAUGGCUUCUUUUUUGCUUCGUUGCAAGAUGACAUGCUGUGCCCAUAUGUCUGCCACUUGCUGUAUUUACUAACCAAAAAAGAAAAUGUCAAACCGUUUCGCAUACGAACACUGCUUAACAUUCAGGCCAAGAUGGGCAUGCAGCCUCAUCUCCAAGCUUUGCUGUCUUUGUAUAAAUUAUAUGCUCCUAAUUUGAUUUCUGUCUCUUUGCCUACAAGGAAGAAGAUCUGUUUUAAGAAUUCAGGAAGUUUGUGGCAGGUGGCUCUGAAUGCUGUGAGGCAAAGAAACACGGAACCGUCUCCAGUGUCCUUGAAGCUGACAUUGCAUUCAGCUAAAAUUCGCCCUAUAAAACGAAAAUGUAAAUCUGACUCAAUUAUACCGGAGUCAAAGUCCACUAAUUAUGGCAAAGAAUGUGGACAGAAAGAAAUGAGCCUUCCUGAUUUCCUCAGUAACAUUUGUGCAUUUCCAAUAGAAAAGCUUCAAAGCUUCCCUCAACUCUUAAAAAACAUCCAUUGCUUAGAGCUGCCUGGCCAGCUGGGCUCGAUACUCAACAAUUCUCUACUCCUUCACUAUAUCAACUGUGUCAAAGACGAGUCCAUCUCAUUGAGAUUCUAUCACUGGCUAAGUCAAACAUUACAAGAAGAAUGUCUCUGGUACAAGUUGAAUAAAUUGGAGUAUAAAACACAUUUUACCAGCAUACUGGACUCUGUCAUCAGGGCACAGCACUUCCUACAAGAGGGCUUUUAUUCCUGCGAAGUAUUCCUGUAUAAGAGCCUUCCUCUUUGGGAUGGCAACUGUUGUCGGUUACAGUUCCUUCAACUUGUGAGCUGGAUUCCUUUUAGUAACUUCUCUGAGUUGAAGCCACUUAUUUUUGACCACCUAUCACGGCUCUUCUUUACAUCAACUAUGUAUUUCAAGUGUAGCGUUCUUCAGAGUCUGAAAGACCUACUGCAGAAUUGGCUAUUGUGGUUUUCCAUGGAUGUCAACAUGAAAGUUUUGUCGAACAGUCUUCUAGAGACAACUAUAGGUGAAUCCGCAAACUCUGUGUUGAAACUGAUUCACUAUGUAGGGUGGUUGUCCACUAAUGGAUUGCGCUUGGAGAGGAACCAUCCUUUCCUGAUGCAUUUUAUUUUGGAUUUCUAUGAGAAGGUAUGUGACAUAUAUCUAAAUUAUAAUAUUCCAAUAUUGGAAAUAUUUCCUCUGGGAAUUUUCUACCCUGCACUCUUCAGCCUGGAUGCCUGUACUUUUAACCAACUCUGUUACAUUAUGCACAGGUAUCACCAAAACUUGACUGCUGUAAAGAAAAAUGAAUUUGUAAAGAAGAAAAAGACCCUGUUCAAUUUCAACAAAAAGCCCUAUCAAGAAUUUAACCGCUAUUUGACAGCCAUGGUUGGUUGCUUCUGGACAUCCAAUUCCUCCUACCAGAAAGGUUUCUACCAUGAAAUCAUAGAUCUUGACCCUGGGAUCCUAGAAGAAGCUAGACUAACAAAUUAUAGACAUGGUUUAAAUUUAGCUCAUAAUCCUGCUCUAAUUGGAUAUGCGGUUUCCUUUCUGCUACAGGAUUGGCCAGAAGCAAGGAGUAUAAAAGUACGCUCUAUUCAGGGAAAGAAAUGGAACCGGUAUAUGGACUAUUUAUUUUCGGAGGGAUUGCAAGGCCUGAAACUUUUCAUAACAAACAGUAUUCGUCCUUCGACCAGGAACAAAAAUCCCAAUGAUGAACGUGAAAUGUUGACAUAAACAAACAGCAUAUAAGACUGAAUUCCAUCUUUGGUGUUACAGUGGCCACAUUUGGCUCAAUUUAGUUUUCAGUAUUUUGUCUUGUCCACAGAUUGCAUCCUACAGGAAUAUUUGGGCUGGCCCUCCCUUCACCCAUGGCCCAGGAGAGCCUUGGUGUGGCUAACUUUUGUUUUUCAGAAACUUGAUUUCGUGACCCAAUAAUGAAAAGUCACCUCUUCAUCACGAGGCUCUACUUUCUACCCAAUUAUGUAUAAGGAGACGUGUUCUGUGGUAGAAUUUUUCAGAGUCUUGUGUAUUGUAAGCCGCUAUGUGAAGAGUGGUACUUAACACAGAGACAUACACAUGCAAACAAUCUGCUCAAUCAGGGAAGCAUUUUGUGCCGGUCACUUUUUCAGUUCUCUUCUCUUGGGAACAACAGCACUAGCAAAAGUGAGAUACAUACUGCUCUAAAGGCUGGCUCUAAGCGUGACACCGCUGCUGGCGCCUGUACUGGCAGCACUCUGAUGAAACGAAGAAGGGGAGAGGGCUGUGGCGGCAAUCGGGACAUUGCCGACUUCAGAAAAUGGCUCUUGGUGUGUGACACAUUUGAGUAGAUAUGUACAGUUUUAAAAUGUUCAGGCCCAAAUAAAACUGAACUCUAAAUUUC
This is a messenger RNA of Echinops telfairi (small Madagascar hedgehog), 2950 nucleotides long. RefSeq names its product centromere protein I (gene CENPI). The record is from RefSeq and is a predicted model, not a curated record. Bases 52 to 2304 code for a protein of 750 amino acids. Gene Ontology annotation, cellular component: kinetochore. The transcript is spliced from 21 exons. Lineage: Eukaryota; Metazoa; Chordata; Mammalia; Afrosoricida; Tenrecidae.